Molecule: messenger RNA, 7372 nt
Organism: Lytechinus pictus (painted urchin)
Lineage: Eukaryota; Metazoa; Echinodermata; Echinoidea; Temnopleuroida; Toxopneustidae
Product: CCAAT/enhancer-binding protein zeta-like
Exons: 24
Coding region: 338-3562 (1074 amino acids)
Cellular component (GO): nucleus
Source: RefSeq, a predicted model, not a curated record
GAGCUAGGCUAAUCUUGUGCAGAACUUAGUAGAUUUAUAUUUUAUAACCUCGUCCUCGUUCGUAGGAUGAGUGUGCAGUGGUGUGAUCGCGGUCUACGUCAUUCGAGAUUUUAUUAGUGAGAUUAGACCAAAAGCUUCGGUCUCUAUUAUGUUAGUUGUUCAGCUGAACUCCGUUGGCUUCACUCACCAAAUACAGAGACCGAAGUUCUAGCGCGAUCUGUACAGGGGACUCAAUGCCAAUGGCCAUGAUGGCCAUGGCAUAUGUUUAUGUGUAUUAAGUUCGGAUAAAACAGGGCAGUGAAGUUGCGCGACAGCCGAGGAGGAAUUGUCUGGGUUAAUGAGCAGUAUCCAUGAUGAUGGUGGAGAAAUGGAGACUGCAGACAUUGGAGAUGGAGAAGAUAUCCCAGCUUCUGAAAUCAAUGAUGUCAUCAGAAAACUUAAACUUGACAGGUUCAAAGAUAUUUCAAAAUCUUCCAUUAAACAAGAUAAGACAUCGAAGCAAAAGAACAAAAAACCGCUAAAGAAGAAAACAGAGAAGAAAGGCAAAAUUCAAAGAGUGGACAAAGCAGUUGAAGAAAAAUCUCAAUCUUCAAAGGACAGUUCUGCAUCAAGUACACCUCCAUCCAGUACAACUUUACCCAGCAAAAACAAGAAAAAGAAGAAGAAAAAGGACAAACUGAAGGAAAAUCAAGAUCAGAAUAAGGCCAAAAAACUCCUUACCAAUGCUGAUGAUAGGACUGCAAUUAGAGAACAGAAAGGAAAGAGUUCUCUUGGAGAAAAGCAAAGUAAAAUUUUGAAGGUGAAAGGAGCUUUGACCUUUGAACUUCCAAAGACAUCAUCGAUGCUGCUUCCUACGGGCGUCAAAUGGCAUUCAAUUCAGGUUGGCAUGAAAGUAGGAAGCAGUCAGGUUUCAUCAGAAGCAGUUGUCUCAUCUUAUUUGGAUUAUGCUACCAAGUUAUACGACCAGGAAGUCGAACACCAUGCCGCAAAGAAAAGCAGUGAGUCUGGCUCCCAGAGCAGAUGGAUGCAGACUGUUGCCAAGUCAGGGGCACUCUCAGACAAGGUCGCGGCUCUGACCCUGGAGGUGCAGGGGGCUCCCAUCCACACACCCCUCAGCCUUGACUCCCUGCUAGCCAUGGUGAGGAAGAAAGGGCGCCGGGAAGCCCUUAUCGGGUUGGAUGCCGCCAAGAGGCUGUUUCUUGAGGAGUUGUUGCCUAGCAACAGAAAGUUAAAGACAUUUGCACAGCACUCCUUUGAAGAGCUAGAGAAGAAGUGUGGCAAGGAUCGACAGAGUCGUGACAAACAAGUCUUAUUAUGGUUCUUUGAGGAUCAACUGAAACAGAAAUAUGGAUCACUCAUAGAUUUGAUAGAGAAAAUGCUUCAAGAUACCGUCAGUGCAAUCAAGGCUAAGGCUCUAUCAUGUUGCUAUGAGUUGAUAGUUAAUAGACCAGAAGAAGAAAAGAGGUUACUGAGGUUGAUUGUAAACAAGGUUGGAGAUCCUGAUUACAAGGUCGCUUCAAAAGCUGUUCACUGGCUGCAAAAAUUAGUUGAUGUUCAUUCCAUGAUGAAGAUUGUUGUUGUCCAAGCUGUCGAAGAGUUACUCUUUAGACCAAAUAUCAACACAAAAGCACAAUAUUAUGCUGUAUGUUUCUUGAAUCAGCUUGUCUUACACCCAGAGGAGGAUCUGCUUGCAACCCAACUCAUCAUUGUCUACUUAUCAUUCUUCAAGGCUUGUACCAAACAAAAGAAGAUUGAUAACAAGAUGUUGUCUGCUGUCAUAACUGGUGUACAUCGAGCAUUUCCUUAUUCUAAAGAAGAUGAGAAGGUCCACGAGCAGCUGGACACUCUUCUCAAGGUCGUUCAUCAAACCACCUUCAACACCAGCAUCCAAGCUCUCCUACUGAUCAAGCAGGUCUUAGACAAAAGGCAGUCGACCAUGGAUCGUUUCUACUCGGCAUUGUACCGUAAGCUUCUGGACCCUCACCUCUCAUCGUCUCCCCGUCAUGCCAUGUUCCUCAACCUUCUCUACCAAACACUCAAGAGUGAUGAUGUCCUGAACAGGGUCAAGGCUUUCGUGAAACGUCUACUCCAAGUUUGUAGCUGGCAGCAGCCUCCAUUUAUAGCAGCAGUCCUAGUCCUGGUCUCGGAGCUCAUCAAAGCUAAACCAUCCCUAGGAAAGCUCAAUUCAUGGAAUGAUGAUGAUGAGGAUGAGCAUUUCAUGGAUAUAGAAGAAGAUGAUGUUGAGGGUAAAGAUGAUGAGAGUGAACCAAAGAGGGGAACAAUGACCCAUCCAGAGAAAACAGGUAGCAAGGAAAGAGCAUCUUGGGUACAUAGACCAGCCAGGCCGGGUGAAAAGCAAGGUAUUCCCACUGGAUAUGACCCCCUCGCUAGGAAUCCUCUUCAUAGUCAUGUUGAUAAUGCUGUCAUGUGGGAACUCAAAGUGUUAUCAAAACACUUCCAUCCAUCGGUAGCAUUGUUUGCAGCUCAGCUCUUAGCUGGAUCGUUGGUCUUCUACACAGGAAAUCCUCUCCAAGACUUCACUUCAGGUCGCUUCCUUGAUAGAUUCGUCUACAAGAACCCCAAGCAAAAGCUUAUUGGCAAGGAAUCUGUGAUGCAACCCAAAUCUAGGUCUUAUAAACCACCAGCUGUCCGGAGUAUCCCAGUCAACAGCAAAGGCUUCACGAGUCUUACAGAGGAAAAUGUACCGAUUGAUGAGAUGUUUUUCCACAGAUUCUUUUCUCAGAAAGAUCAAAAGGACAAGAAAUCUAAAGAAACCAAGAAAACCAAGAAGGCAGAUAGUCAAGAAAAGGGGGAUGAUGAGUUAGGUGAUGAUGCUGAUGAUGAUGACGACGACGAGAAAGAAGAAGAGGAGGAGAAUGAGAGGAUAACAACCAAUGUCAGUAACGAGUCUCCAGAUGAAAUCGACAGUGAUGCUUCCAGUGUAGAUGAUGAAGAAUUCGACAGGAUACUUGAUGAGAUGGAAGGUAAUCUGGAGGAUGAUGAUGAAGAUAUUGACUUUGCUGGAGAAUUCCAGAAGAAGACAUCCAAAAAAUCAAAGAAGAGGAAAGCACAGGAUGAUGGUUCUUCCUCCGAUGAUGACGAGGAUGAUGAUGAUGAAGAGGAUGAUGAUAUUGGAAUAGAUGAUGAAGAUGAUGAGGAGGAGGAGAUUGGGGAGAGUGCAGACCUGGAUGGUUUGGAUGAGGAGGCCUUUGAGAUGUCUGAUGAAGAUGAGGAACCCACCCCUGUAACAUCCAACAAGAGGAAACUAAAACAGAACAUAAAGAAGAAUGUCAAGAAACAAAGAAAAGGUGCACAAGAACUAGGUGAUGUUACUGAACAGAUUUCCAGCAUGAUUGAUGAAAAUGUUGGCUCAAAGUUUGAUGUAGGACUCAAUGCUCUUGCCAACAAAGACAAAGCAGACCUGAAGCAGCUCCGAUGGGAGAUGGAUCGUGACCGAUGGGUGAGAGGAGUGGAUGCCAGGAGCAAGGCGAGGGCAAAGAAACUUCAGAAAGGACCCAAGGCCAAGGGUUUCAGGGGGAGGGGCAGGAAACACAAGAGAUGAAUUCAUUGAGAAGGGAUUGAGGGCCGGCAAAGCCAGGACAAGGAAGCUUCAGGAAAAAACCUAAGGCUAAGGACUUCAGGGGGAGGGGUAGGAAACACAAGAGAUGAAUUCAUUGAGAAGGAAUUGAGGGCCAGCAAAGCCAGGACAAGGAAGCUUCAGAAAAGACCCAAGGCUAAGGACUUCAGGGGGAGGAAAAGACAUGAAUACAUUGAAACUGGAUUGAGGGACAUGACUAGAUGCUAUAAUGAAGAGCAAAGAUGAUUAAGAUGAAGGAAAAGUGGUGCAGAUUUUGAACAGGAUAGGAAUUCUCUCUAAGUAAAAGAUGAGAGUUCAGGUUGAGCUCUGGGAAGGAAGAUGAAAAGGCUCAGGAAAAAAAGAAUUUGUGAUUCUACUCUGGGCUGCAAGGGUCAUUAUUCAAUUCGCCUGCAAUAAAUGACCACGAAAUAAUCCCUUCUUUUGUGUGCAUUGUGUGACAUAGUAUAAUAAUGUAAACAAUUUUUUCCAUGUGUUUGUAUAAAAAACUUUUAUCUCUUUCCACUUACUUCUCACCUAAAUCCUCGGAAUCACACCCCAAAUAUUAUUUUAAGUGACAGAGUGAAUAAGCCUGAAAUAUGACAACUUUGAUUGAAAAAUAUUAUAAUUAUUUUAGUUACCAAGGCUCUGUAAGCCAAAUAAUUUCAUUUUACACAGAUAUAAUUGGGAUUGAAUUUAUAAUUUUGAUUUCACAUGAAAAAUAGAUAAUUUGCCAAAAUAUGGAAACACUUCAUUCAGAAACGCUAUUUCACAUGCAUGAAUUAUUUUGUGAUGUUAACAAAGAAGAAAUGCUAACUGAUCAAACAUAUCUUUUAAAUUUUUCCUUUGUAACUAAAUUUCUCUUACAUAACCAUUUGAAAAAUGUGACUACAUGUAUAUUUUCUUUUCAGACCAGAAACAAUAUUGGCAGUUCCCUAUAAAUAUUUUUUGGGAAAUAUUUGUUUUAGAAAAAAAUUUCUUGGAAAUUGUAUGCCUCAGCAUGCAUUUAUAAGUUAUGAUUUGAGGGAUGGGGGGGGGGGGGUAAUGAGCUUCAUGGUUGAACAGGUAACUUUGCAUAAGUCGAUUCUUUUGGGAACCACAGGAAUCUAUUUGACUUAGGAGAAAUUUGAUGGGGGGGAUGUAACAAUAAUAAUCUGGGCCCCAUUGCAUAAAAAUUACUAUUAUGGUAACAAUGCUCAUCAGCCAUUCAAAAUCAAGGAUUUCAUGGAAGAUACCAUUGGAUGACAGAGUUACCGUAAUAGUAACUUUCAUGCAAUGGGGCCCCAUUCUAAAAAGUCGCUUCAACUUAGGCAGAGUUACCUGUACUUUAAUAUCUUCAAAUUUUCAGAUUAUAACAUUGAAGAUUUUCAAAAAUCAUGUAAUCAUUUACAGUGUAUAUAUAUAUCAAACACAACAAAUAUAAAUAAAUACAUUUGUUACAAAAACAUCACAGUAUGGAAUGAUAUUUAUUCAUUUUCGUUGUACAUGUCAAUUAAUUUCUAAUACAUCAUAGUAAUAAUAUUUUUUGUUCAGAUGGAAGCUACGCAUUAUGCAUAUAUUCAUAACUUUGAGAUUGGUUAAGUAGAUAAUAGAAAUAUGCUUACUAUUGAUUUUGUACUUAUUGCUUUUCUUGGAAAUUAAUUUUCCUCGGAUGGGGUGGAUAUCCAAAAGCCUUCCUCAACUAAAGAUUGUCCUUCUUGUGGUCUAUUAAAACUACAUGUACUACAUGUUUUGAAAAACAAGACAUUGAAGAAAAAAGCUAAUUCACGUAAUUAUCAAUUUUUUGUUCUUAAUACCGAUAUAUAAAGGAAUCAUCACAAGUUGUACUUACUUUAUUACCUGUUUCCACGUACCACAUUCUUGUUUUUUAAAUAUAUAUAGGCCUACUAGUACACAUUUACAACCUACAUAUUACAAUUACUUUGUAUGUAGAGUUAUGUUCUUGUUGUGCGGUGUUACAUGUACAUAAACAUUCAUGAGUAUCGAGUGGCAGUAGAAUGAAUAACUGCAAAGUUCAACCUAAAUCUCUACCUUUUUUGGGGGCUAAGGUAAAUUCUUAUAACUUGAUGUAAAACAUCAAAUAAGUUGUAUAAAAACAUAUCAAAAAUUGCUUAAAUCUAACAUUAGUUAUCAUGAAUUGUCCAAAUGUAUAUUUUACAUAUUAAUGAGUCUUUAUCCAAGACAGAUUUAAUCUCCCAACUAUCAUCAACCAAUGUAACACUAUUUGUUUGAGACAAAGUGCAUGCAGUACAUGAUACAAAAUCUUUUAUUAACAACACAUUCUCAGAAAAAGUCUGAAAUGUCUAUCAAAAUAUUUUUUGUUACACCUGUCACACGUACUUUGGGGUGGUAUCUACAGUGGCAGUGAAAUAAUUUCAGUGCAAAGAAAAAUAAGAAACAAAAUAACUUCAUUUUUAGGGUUUUUUCAUGUGUAUCUUAAAAUCUGUUUAUCAGUGAUUGACUUUGCGAAAUUUCAAGUACUACUCUCAGAGUAUCUUUCUUUUUUAUUCAUGUGAGUUAACUUUAUCUAUUUCAGACCUAAUGUUUCUCAAAACUUGAUUAUCCUUGUGCAAAUAUGCUACAUAUUUUCACUUCCUUUAAUUUGUGAUUGUAUUAAAUAUUUGCCAAAUGUAAAUAUAUGCAUGCAAGCAUGCACAAUUUGAACAUGAAAAUAAGGAUUUUUGUUUCCUAGAAUCUCUCAAUCAUGACUUUGGGUCAAAUAAUCAGCAUAAAUUCAGAAAGGCACUUGGGGGAAAUUGAAUGUCAUGGUACAUUUUUCAAGAGCAAAUGUUAAAAGCCAUUCCAUUCCAACUCGUGACAUUUAUUCAAAAUUCAAAUUGCCAACUUACUUUAAUACUUCAAAAUAAAUUCGGCAGAAGAUUGAAUAGUUUUGUUGUUUUGCUAUAGUAUAUUAUGUUUCAUUCCUAGCAUACCAUUCACUUUUGGUGAUGGAUGAUAAAAUCAUUCCAAAUAUGCAUCCCAAAUAUUAACCAUUGUACAUUUAUACUGUCCUGAAAUAUGUACAUGUAGUGAAGGCAACUUUUUUUUUUAAAGAUAAAUGCCAGUAGUGCUAACAAGGUCAAAAUGAGUUAGAACAGAAUCCAAUAAAAAUACCACCUAAGUGUAUGUAUAUGUAUAAAUAAAAAAAUAUAUGAUAAAUGACACUGGAAAAAGAUGUGUAAUUGCUGAGAAAUUAGCCAAAAAAAGUAAGCACGGAUUUCCAUCAAAUGUCAGGUACUUUUCAAAGCAAUAUUAAUACAUUGUCCCACAUAUGCUUUUCUGAGUUAGUGAUCAUCAGAAUUAUCGGUUUUGAGCUAAGAUUUCAUGGAAGAAAAGUUUACAUUAAUGUAUCAAAUCUAGAUCUACAUGUAUGAUAAUAUGGUGACAAUUCACUUUGAUUUAAAAUACUUUCUCGUGAAAUCAUUUUUUGUUGCAACUACUUUCUUUUACCUUUUAAUAAAUAAGUGUUAAAUGAUCUAUUAUCAUAACUAAUGUUGAUUUUACAUUCAAGGCUGACUUAAUGUGCAUGUCAAUUGAUUGCUUGAAAAUCAUGAUAAAUUAUGGAAGAAUUGUGACUUACACUCUAUCAUUCUCUAGGCAAACAAUAAUAAAAUACUGUACAGGUAUAUGCUGCUUGCAUGUAUAAAAAGUACUAAAACUAUACAUGUACAUACACUUGUUUUCAAAUAAUUGCGUCUUUCACAUUGAACAGUUGUGCAUAUUUACCAUUCAUGAGUCACUGAAACUGAUAUCAUUGCACAAUCUCAAUAAAAUAUGGAUAUAGUAUAGUACAUGAAA